GAGUCUGUUUCACAUCGACCAUCGUGGAAGCAGCACCACUGCAGCCGCCGCCCACACCAAGCCAAAGCCGCCAGAGUUACUACCGCCGAUAGGACGCAAAGCCGGAGCCGCUACCGCCGACAGGACCACAAGGAGGGAUAGAAAUGGCAGCCCCGGCAGCUCAAAACGCGUCUCAGCAAUUUCUGGAUGACAACCAGUACACCCGUAACAAUAUUCUGCGAUAUGAGAAGAUCUUUGGAGAGACUUUCGUCAGUACGGGAGGACUGCAGACUACCCAGGAGUUUUGCGGCCGUUUGAAUCUCUCACCGGGUCAGCGCGUGCUAGAUGUGGGGGUCGGCACCGGAGGAUCAGCGUUCUUCAUGGCUCGUCAGUUCGGCUGUCACGUGACCGGCGUCGACCUCUCAAAGAACAUGGUGGACAUUGCAGAGGAGCGAAGACGCCAGCUGAGCCCGGAGCUCCAGUCUCUACUCGAGUUCCAAGUGGGCGACGUCACCAAAGUCGACUACCCGGCCGGUUCAUUUGACGUCGUCUACACCCGCGACACCGUGCUCCACAUCGCCGACAAGGCAGCGCUGUAUGCCAACUGCCUGCGGUGGCUGCGGCCGGCCGGUAUACUGCUAGUUACGGACUACUGCCAGGGAGACAGGACGCUCAGCGAACAGUUUGUCAAGUACCGUGACCAGAGAGGUUAUCACCUUCUAACAGUGCCUCAGUACGGUGAGGUACUGCGGAAAGUCGGCUUCCAAGAUGUCGAGGCAAUAGACAACUCGGCCAGUUUCCUCGACAUCCUACGAGCAGAACUCGACAAGUUUGUUCCGCAGAAGGAAGAGUUUGUAAAGGAGUUCAGCCAGAAGGACUUUGACGAUAUAGUCUCCGGGUGGACGGCCAAAAUCGAACGGGUCUCCGAGGGGAGUCAGACCUGGGGUCUGUUCGUGGCGCGAAAACCCAAGGAUGAAUAGGGAUGGUGGAAAUGUACACUGUUAACGAACUGUGUGAAACACGUUAGUCAGUGACCAGUGACGAAAUACACUAUGUACUGUUACCGUUCAAUGUAAAGCACACUGUAAAUAGCCGAUGCAAAACAUACGAGUCACUUGCCAGUGACUACUGGAACAAUACUGUCAGUACGCUAACACUAAGCCCGCAAACGUCACUGACACUGACUGAUGAUGAAACACGCAAUGUGUUACCGACCAGAGUAAAAUACACUAUGAAAUGCUC
This is a messenger RNA of Amphibalanus amphitrite, 1221 nucleotides long. Its product is annotated as phosphomethylethanolamine N-methyltransferase-like. The transcript has 5 exons. Gene Ontology annotation, molecular function: S-adenosylmethionine-dependent methyltransferase activity. The coding region runs from base 144 to 959 and encodes 271 amino acids. NCBI's taxonomy places the organism in Eukaryota, Metazoa, Arthropoda, Thecostraca, Balanomorpha, Balanidae. The record is from RefSeq and is a predicted model, not a curated record.